Molecule: messenger RNA, 2606 nt
Organism: Neolamprologus brichardi
Lineage: Eukaryota; Metazoa; Chordata; Actinopteri; Cichliformes; Cichlidae
Gene: fitm1
Product: fat storage inducing transmembrane protein 1
Biological process (GO): lipid storage; phospholipid biosynthetic process; lipid droplet organization
Cellular component (GO): endoplasmic reticulum membrane
Molecular function (GO): coenzyme A diphosphatase activity
Source: RefSeq, a predicted model, not a curated record
CCGGAAAAGGAGCUAAAUGAUCCAAGUGAUAGAAUAGAAAGGUCCUGGAGUGGGACGGGUGUCCUUCUCCCAGACAAAAGCAAGCGAGGCAGACUCCACAAAGUGGGAGGACGAACGCGGGUCGAACAACAUGAAUCUAAAGACAGGAAACUCCUCAAAUGGCUUCACACCAGAGAUCAGUUUGGAUAAACUACACCGGAUGGCUGCAGAGCUGAUACUGCCUGGACGAUCCAUCUUGAGGCUCCUGAACACUGUUCUGGAGUUUGUUACAAACUUUCUGGCCCGAGUUUUAGGAAGCAGCCUGAUCAGAAGACACUUCCACCUGCUGCUGUCUGGGUUGGUCCUCUUUGGGCCUGUGCUCAGCUUCUGGGUGUCAAAGUAUAGCAUCUUUGCAAACAGCAACCACUACCUGUACAGGAAGUUCCUGAGGUCCACUUGGGGUUGGACCUGCAUCUUUACGGGCGCUUUCAUCAUCCUUCUCUCCCUCUCAGUCCGUCACUCCACCUCUCUUUCCCUCCGCCACCUCUCUCGAGUAGGCCUCGCGGGUUUGCUCUGGUGGAGUUGUCAGCGCCUCCUGACCCUGCUGGAGGAUGCAGCGGGGACCUGUUACGAGCCCAUGACCCCAGGCCAGGACGGCCAGAGCCCGGCCUCACCAGUACAGCCUCUGCUGCUCCUGCAUGAAGACCAGAACAAGGCCUCCUGCCUGAAAGCCCACAUGCUGUGGCGAGGCUACGAAGUCUCCCAGGACGUCCUCAUCCUCUGCUUCUGCUGUCUGCUGCUUGUUGAAGAAAUGUGUGUCUUUGGUCAUCACUUGGAGCGACAGAAGCCUCUGCAGAGGUCACCCGGGACCCCGCUGAGAGUCGUCUUCCUCCUGUGUGUUCUUCUCCUCCUUGUUUGGAUGUUUCUGCUGCUGUGUUUGCUUGCAUACUUCCCAAAGUUUCCCUCCCAGCAGCUGGGUGGAGCUCUGGGCUACCUGGGGUGGAGAGGACUCUAUCAGGGAUUGUAUAGACUCGGAUCGAGAUGGGGUUGUCCUGGUUUGCCCAGAGAGGGACUUUCUACCACGGUGCACACCAACAAACAGCCUUAGUAGUGUGGCACGCUUAAUGAAAAUGGUUAGAUUUUGGCACUGAAAUGUCCUUCAAAGCUCAGGAACAAACUUCCAAACCCUCUUUUAAGACUGCAUGCUGUAAAUCUGACAUCACGUUAAUAGUUUGCUUUCUUUAGAGGUCAAAAUUAGUCCAAAAAGAAGCUUAGAAAUCUCAUUCAGACAAAGUAAGUGAGAAAAACUGCUGCUUUAUUGUGUAAUCUGAACCAAAAUGCAGGCACAGUUAGAAAAAGAUUUCUGAGAGCAGGUGUAUCAUUACUUGAUGAAGAGUGUCAUUCUACACUGGUUGUUGCUUAUUUAAAAAAAAAAAAAAAAAAACGAGCCUGGAGUCUGUCUCAGUAGAUGAGCGCUUUCCCAUCUCCUCUGGGUCUCUUAAUCUUGUCAAAGUUCUUGUUAAUGAUGUCAAACAACACAGCCUGGAGAGAGAAAUAAAGACACAGAGUGUGAUGCAGGAGCAGGAUGAUAUAGGGAAGACAGACAGUUUACAGGGAGUCAUAAAAGAGAGGGACGUCCAGAUAUGGAGCUGUAAUCACGUCAAACAGCUCCUUUCAUCAUCGCCCGCAACGCCUUGUUCAUUAGCGGCAUCAAACACGGAGGACAAUGGCCGAAGGAAAGAGACGAGCUGAUUAAUGGACGGGAGACGGGGCGCCAAUCAAUUUAACACAAGCACUGCAAUUAGUUUAAUUACCCUCCUAUUAAGAAGGAAUGGAUUCCAUUUAAGCUGCCGCUCCCGCCGGUGGACACGACGGGCAUAUUUUACACCCAAGCCGCUCAAUUUAAAGUACAGAGCAUGAAAACAGCAGAUGGUACACGGAGUGUGGAUCAUGAGAUUCAGGAUACACGCAGUCAGAGAGGGCCAACUGUAAGCAAGAGGCAGUGGGUGUCUUACGUAUGUAUUGCGGACGUCCAAGACCACAAGGCGGAGCUCGCAGUAUUGAUAUUGGUCCAGCUCGUGGACCAGCUGUCUGUAGUCUCCCUGCAGCACAAAACACACACCACAAACAGCGAGCGUAUAAGCAAAACAAUGUGUAGUAUGAUAAGCACAUGACACAACAGCAUCUAAUUUAUGCGGGACAGAAUGUCCUCAUAAGUUUUUUUUUUCAGCGCACCGGCACACAUUUUUGUCAUUCACACAUUAAUAUGCUGAUUAGGAUGCACAGCGGGAGACACUGACCACGUGGGGCGACUUGGAGGCUUUGGCCACAGCGUCACCCCUCUCGUUGUAAUACCUGCCAAAACAAGGAGAAGAGAGGAGUUACAGUACCACCCACCUGUUUUAAAAUAGCCCCCAGCGUUUCGCUAAAUGUCACAUCCAAUGCCAUAUUCAACACAUCAGUCUGGUUUUUAAUAAAAAGACGAAGCAGAAGACUGCCUCUCAUUGUCUCUGUUAAGAUUUUCUCACUUUUAAAUGUGGAAUUGAAGCCUUUCACACGGAUUCUGCUUAUAUCUAUAUGACUUUUUUUCUGUUUGACUUCACUAAAUAAAGAUGGAUGAGACCCUC